AUGCAGAAUCUACUCUCCAUGGCAAGUAGAGAAUUGAAGAUGAAGGAUCCAGUGGUUGAAGAAUCUGAUUCUUUUGUUCAGAUUGGUUUUAACGAAGGCAAAGAGGAAACCACAGAGCAUUACCGUGCUCUCCUACGUAUUUACAAGGAGUUUAAUGAAGGUGUUAAGGCAAAACAUGUGUACGAGGUUGAGGUUGAAAAGCUUGAAGCGAAGAUUAAGGUACUUAACAAACUGGAGAAGGUCUAUGGCCUGAUUAAGGAGAAAGAAAAGCUUGAAGAAGAGCUCAUCCCUUCACAAGAAAGGUUGGCUGAGGUGAAAGUGCCAAAUCCCGAUUGGUACAAGUUGGGUGAAUCCUGGUUGGAGAAUAGAUCUCCCUUCUAA
Molecule: messenger RNA, 381 nt
Organism: Eruca vesicaria subsp. sativa (arugula)
Lineage: Eukaryota; Viridiplantae; Streptophyta; Magnoliopsida; Brassicales; Brassicaceae
Source: the annotation of a GenBank genome assembly